Hipposideros armiger (great roundleaf bat) is the source of this 3131-nucleotide messenger RNA. It is a transcript of the gene LRR1, whose product is annotated as leucine rich repeat protein 1. The record is from RefSeq and is a predicted model, not a curated record. Lineage: Eukaryota; Metazoa; Chordata; Mammalia; Chiroptera; Hipposideridae. Gene Ontology annotation, molecular function: protein binding. Gene Ontology annotation, cellular component: cytoplasm. The coding region runs from base 1129 to 2169 and encodes 346 amino acids. The transcript has 3 exons.
CUGCCAUGAGAUUAACUGUUGCUGAGUAGUGUUUUCCUUCAGUACAUACAAGAAAUAUGGAGGAGGGGGGAGUAAUUUUUUAUUUUAAUUAUUACUUUUCAUGAACAAAUUACAUUUUUCAGAAUUUUAACAACAGAUUAACACUUUAGGUACAGCAUGUUGUAAACAGGGACGCUCAUUUAAGGAUGUUAUAUUGUCAUAGUUGAAUUUAAAAUCGGUAUUUCUGGACGCCAUUUACAUUUACGAAAGACAAUACAGCUCAGGCGAAAUGUAAUAUUUAAUGUGGGGCCGGGACCAAUGUGUCGAGGGAGGCCCCGAGGGCGCACAAUUUAAGCUGGAAAGACAAUGACCUUGAGUGAGCGCCUCCUUAAAACGGGCGGACCCCGGUGCUUCCCUCUCCCCAACCCUUAGGGCCUGGCCCUUCUUUUAGAGGAAAUCAAGAGCACGGAGGACAUUUGGGGUCAGGACACUUUCCAAGUCUCACACGCAGUUAAGCCAGUCACUCCACCCAAACCCCUCGCGGUUGCACAGUGGGAAUUUGAUCAACAGAAAUCGCCAAGUCAAACAUUGUCAUAUCAAGUUGCGUUCUGACGUGACAGGUAUUGCCCCUGAAGUGAGGGGAGCCACCAAAAACAACACAAAACACCCGUCCACCAGCGCCGGGUGCUGGCCGACUUUCCCUUAACAGAGGGGUACCUGCCUUCCCUCGGGAAACUCAGAGUGCAAGUAGCUCGUUAAGGUGUCAAAAGCGUAAAACCAGCACUCCGCGCCAAACAAUAACAACCGCCGCCCCCUGCUACAAGCGCCAAGGGUCAACUUCGCCGCCAGCAGCACCCGCCCGGGCUACAGGACGCUGCGCCCUCGCCGAUCGCCGGUUUCGGGAGGCGCCAUUCGGGUCCUCAAGCUGUGGCAGUCCGUGCUCUGCUGCCACAGAGGGAGGGGAACCCCGUCCGCCCUCGUAGGACUCAUUGGCCACUAUACUGAGAAAGUCCGACUGUUGCAAAAGGAGCAGACAGGCAGAUCCGCGGACAGCCCGCAUGCUCGAGGACCCCGGCGGCGGCGCGGCCCGGCGGGAAGGGGGAAAUUUCAAAGCUGAUUUGUGGACCUGGUUGCUGCAGCUCCGGCGAGAUGAAGCUGCACUGUGAGGUGGAGGUGGUCAGUCGGCACUUACCGGCCUUGGGGUUGAGGAACAGGGGUAAGGGCGUCCGGGCGGUGUUGAGCCUCUCUCAGCAGACGCCCAAAAAUCCACCGCGGCCUCCGGCGGGGGGCGAGCGGGGCGGCCAGCACCCCGCCUGCCUGCUCAUCUCCACCCUGAAGGACAAGCGCGGGACCCGCUAUGAGCAGCUAAAGGAGAAUAUUGAGCAGUUCUUCACUAAAUUUGUGGAUGAGGGGAAAGCCACUGUUCGGUUGAAGACGCCUCCUGUGGAUAUCUGUCUAAGUAAGGCCAAUUCCAGCAGUUUAAAGGGUUUCCUUUCAGCUUUGAGACUGCUUCAUAGAGGCUGUGAUGUUGAGGCACCGCUCUCAACCCUCACACCAGUGAAGACUAAAGAAUUUGAAAAAUUCAAAACUAAAAUGGUUAUCACAUCCAAAAAGGACUAUCCUCUAAGCAAGAACUUCCCAUAUUAUCUGGAACAUCUUCAGACUUCUUAUUGUGGGCUUGUCCGAGUUGAUAUGCGUAUGCUUUGCUUAAAAAACCUUAGGAAAUUAGACUUGAGUCACAACCAUAUAAAAAAACUUCCAGCUACAAUUGGAGACCUCAUCCACCUUCAAGAACUUAACCUGAGUGACAAUCACUUGGAGUCAUUUAGUGUAGCCUUGUGUCAGUCUACACUCCAGAAGUCACUUCGGAGUUUGGAUCUCAGCAAGAACAAAAUUAAGGCUCUUCCUGUGCAGUUUUGUCAGCUCCGAGAACUGACAGAUUUAAAACUUGAUGAUAAUGAAUUGAUUCGAUUUCCUUUCAAGAUAGGACAACUGACAAACCUGCGAUUUUUGUCAGCAGCUCAAAAUAAGCUUCCAUUUUUGCCUAGUGAAUUUAAAAAUUUAUCUCUCGAGUACUUGGAUCUUUUUGGAAAUACUUUUGAACAACCAGCAGUUCUUCCAGUUAUAAUGCUGCAAACGCCAUUAACUUUAUUGGAAUCUUCUGCACGCACCAUAUUGCAUAAUAGGUAAGACUUUAAUAAUUAAUAGUCAUAGAAUGUGUUACCUCUGACAGCAUCCUAGUGUUCUCAUCAUGCUCAGAGUAAUAGUCAAAGUCUUUAGCAUAGCUUAGGAUGCCGUGCACAGUCUGACCCCUUGCUGCUCCUUACCUCUGCUUGGAGUGCUUUUCCUCCAGAAAGUCUCAUAGCUCACUUUCUCAUUUCAUUCAGUUCUCUGCCCAGGUGGCACCCCAGAAGGGUCUUUCCUAACUACCCUAUCUAAACUUUUAUCCCCCCACCCUCUUACAUUGCUUGAUUAUUUUUUGUCAUAGAAUUUGUUACCUGGCAUUUGCACAUUUUUUAACACUUGUUUUCUGUCAAAUUUUCCCAAUAGAAUGAAAGAUCCAUGAGGGCAUGAACUUUGUCUUAUUCUCCACUAUUGCCCUAGGGUCUAAAAUGUGAUACUCCUUGCUCCUGUCAUAUGUUAGGCACCCAAUAAAUAUUUGAAUGAAUAAAUGGCAUUGCUUCUCAAACUAUGAUGCCCUGACCAGCAGCAGCAGCAUCACCUAGGGACUUGUUAGACAUGCAAGUUCUUGAGCUCCACCCCACACCUGCUGAAUCAGAAACUCUUAGGGUGGGGACCAGCUAUCUGUUUUAAUAAGUCCUCCGGGUAGUUCUGAGGCACUCUAAAAUUUGAGAACUCCAAUCUGGCUUUCUAGCUUAGUGGUAAAGUGUGGUCUUUGGAGACAGACUUGGGUUAGAUUCCUGGCUUCACCCCAUAGUGUGGCUUUAGCAAGUUAUUUAACCUCUUUGCCUCAGUUUUCUCAUCUGUGAAACAGGAACAGUAAUACCCACUUUACAGAGUUGUGAAGAUGAAUGAGGUAAUGUAAUGCCCAAGCACUUGGCAUACAGUAGGAUUCAGCAGCUGUCGGUUCUCUUCCCCUUGUCUUUGAAUGCUAACUGCAGUUCGUUUCAUGAGACACCGAACUCCCAAGU